Molecule: messenger RNA, 2625 nt
Organism: Closterium sp. NIES-65
Lineage: Eukaryota; Viridiplantae; Streptophyta; Zygnematophyceae; Desmidiales; Closteriaceae
Source: the annotation of a GenBank genome assembly
AUGUCAUGCUCUCUCCCGCCCUCUCCUCCCUUCCUUUCUCCCCUUCCUCCCCUUCCUCCCUUCUCACCACACCCAUCGUCUCUCGUCCUGCCAGUACCCGUCUUCCCCUGGGUAAUUCAGGACUAUACCUCAAAGGAGCUCGACCUCACCAACCCAGCCACCUUCAGAGACCUCUCCAAGGUGCCUCGUCCUUUCUCCCAAAUACCUUCUUCUUACUUCAUACACACAUCUAAAUGCCUUCAGUAUUCAUACUCUUCUAGCUCCACUCUCUUUCAAAUCCCACCUCGUGUUCUUUCACCUUGCCUUUUCACCCAAGUCCCACACAUCCCCACACACACCUCUCCCCGCCCCCCUCCCUCGCGAGUGCAGCCGGUGGGGGCACUGGAUGCGGGGCGGUUGGAGAAGUUUGUGGAGCGGUACCACAGCUUUGCGGACCCCAUCAUCCCCAAGUCCACUACGGCUCGCACUACUCCAGCGCCGGCAUUGCGGCAUUCAGGUGGCGCACUAUCUGCUGCGAGUGGAGCCCUAUACGUCUCUCGCCCUGGCCUGCAGGGCGGGCAGUUUGACCACCCCGACCGCCUGUUCCUGGACGUGGCUGCCACGUGGCGGGGAGUCACCUCCGACAUGAGCGAUGUCAAGGAGCUGGUGAGGCAUGUCAAGGAGCUGGUGAGGCAUGUCAAGGAAGCUGGUGAGAGCAGGGGUGGAUCCCGGAGGGUUCUGUCUACCGGAGAUGUUCACAACAUCAACGGGCUGCACCUCGGCUCCACGCAGAAGGGCGAGGUCAUCGGGGACGUGAAGCUGCCGCCAUGGGCGAGCAGUGCGGCGGAUUUUGUGCGCAAGCAGCGGGCGGCACUGGAGAGCGAGUAUGUCAGCAGCAACCUGCACAAUUGGAUCGACUCAUCUUCGGGUACAAGCAGAAGGGCAAGGGAGGCCCUGGCGGCGCACAACGUGUUCUUCUACGUCACGUACGAGGGCGCUGUUGACAUCGACUCCAUCACCAACCCUGUCAGCCUCCUCUCCUCGCUAGCGCUCUCUCCCCUCUGCCCACCACCAUCAUCUUACGUCCAAGCCAUCACCUCCCUCACCUCCCGUCAUCUCCUUGCUCCCACCACCCUCCCUCCAGAUCGUGAGGAGGGGCAUGCAGGAUCAGAUUUCCUACUUCGGCCAGACGCCGUCACAGCUGCUGACGACAGCGCACCACCGCGCAUCGCACUGGACUACGCGCUGCACCUGCACACGGUCCGCAUCGUCGCCACCUCAGAUGCCAUCGUCACCGUUGAUCUCAAUGCUCCUGCUUGCCACGUGGCGGUGCACCAGUGGCAGCCCAACACCCCGGACGGCCACGGCUGGCCGUUUUUGUUCCAGGCCGGGCGGUCUUCGCUGACAGGUAGUGCCAUUCUGCGGAUGCUGACGGGGGCAGCGCUGGGCGGCAAGGGCAGCAACAGCGAGACAUCCCUCUAUCGCGCCUCGUGGCCCCCCUGCUCCGGGGAUAAAGCACACGCGGGCACGCGGUUCUCUGUGAAGCUGGUGUCAGUGGACUCGACUCGCGUGCUGGAGACGGCUGCUGUGCAUGGCGGCCCCGUGACGUGCGUGGCUCUCUCCCUGAUGGCGCCACUCUCGCCACCGGCGCCACGGACGGGGUGGUGCUGCUGUGGCAAGUCAACCACGCCACCGCGCCCUUCCCUUCCUCCCCUGCCGCCGGGGUCACGGCUGGCCUCGUGGCUGCUGGGGCGGGGGGCGGGGGGGCGUGUGGCAAGGCGCAGCACUGCAGCACCCACGGGCCCGCACGACCCUGCUCUGGCUGCUGCCGCUGCAGCGGUGUCGGCUAGCGAGGGAACGAGCAGGCAGCAUGGCAGUGGGAGGAGCGGAUUACCCGAGCGGGGAGGCGGGGGUGGCAUGUCGGAGGGGCCCACUGCUGCUGAGCGCAGGCGGGGGCAUGGGCGGGGCGGGGGGGCUGCAGGCGCCGAGGAAGUGGCGGCGCAUGGAAGGCCCCGUGCAGGUGCUGCGCGGCCACUUGGACACCAUCCUGUGCUGCGCCGUGUCCUCGGACCUCGACCUCGUUGCCUCCUCCUCGCGCUCCCGCGGUGUGCUCCUCCAUUCCCUCAUGAAGGGCCGCUUCCUGCGCCACCUGCCGGGGGUGGGGCCGGCGGACCUGCUGGCCAUCUCCCUGAAGGGGUGGUGGUGGUGUGGGAGCGGCGGCAGCGCGCGCUGCGGGCGUUCACGAUCAACGGCGAGCGGUUGGGGCGGGUGAGCAUCUCGGAGGAGGAUGGCGAUGUGAGCAGCGUGCAGGUGUCGAGCAACGGGCUGUUUGUGGCUGUGGGCACGGACUGCAGCCGCUGGCGGCAUGUGCGGGAGAAGGAACGGCAGAAGGAGAGGGAGCGCGCUGCUGCGCUGUGUCGCUUCAAGCUGCCGGAGGGCACAGACGUGACAGCGCUGGCACUGUCAGCGGACAACACCAACCUGCUCUGCUCCACCUCCGCUCACCUCGCCCCCGGCCAGCUCAUCCUCUACAGCAACCCCUGGUACGCCUGUAGCAGCUGCAGCAACCCCCUGCUGAGUGUGAAGAUGGUGGAUCACAUGCUACGCCUGGGCUGGGAGGGCAGCGACUUCGCCAGCAUCUUCUGA